Messenger RNA from Scophthalmus maximus (turbot), 2398 nucleotides. RefSeq names its product somatostatin receptor 3 (gene sstr3a). The record is from RefSeq and is a predicted model, not a curated record. Lineage: Eukaryota; Metazoa; Chordata; Actinopteri; Pleuronectiformes; Scophthalmidae. The transcript has 2 exons. Gene Ontology annotation, cellular component: membrane; neuron projection. Gene Ontology annotation, biological process: neuropeptide signaling pathway. The coding region runs from base 217 to 1662 and encodes 481 amino acids. Gene Ontology annotation, molecular function: neuropeptide binding; somatostatin receptor activity.
UGGGAAGCAGCGCAGCGGAGCGGACGUGUGAACUGGGAGUAAAGACGAAAGUGUUGCUGGACAAACCAACCGGACACGAAGAACAGAAACACGAGAAGAAGAAGAAAAGUCUCCGCAUCAGCUGCAGAACAGAUGGGCGGGAGUUGAGGCGACAGAAGGACCAAGCAACAGGAAGACACACUUCCACGGGUGACAUCGCGACUCGCGGAGCCACCGAUGGCGGAUGACAUGUGGGAGGCCGGCAGCUCCGCCAGCCCCUCCUCGCCCGGACCCCCCCUGCUCCUGCUCAUGUUCAACAGCAGCGAUGUGAACGAGAUGCUUUACAUCUCCAACUCCUCCAACUCCUCCAACUGCACCGACCCGGACGUCCCCUCGGGCCCCAGCGUGGCAGGGGUCCUCAUCCCACUCAUAUACAUCGUGGUGUGCAUCGUGGGCCUGGGCGGGAACACUCUGGUGAUUCACAUUGUGCUGCACUACUCAAAGAUAGAGUCGGUCACCAACAUCUACAUCCUCAACCUGGCCAUCGCCGACGAGCUCUUCAUGCUCAGCCUGCCCUUCCUGGCGGUGCAGAACACGCUGCAGUCGUGGCCCUUCGGUCUGUUCAUGUGCCGCCUGGUGAUGACCGUCGACUCCAUCAACCAGUUCACCAGCAUCUUCUGCCUGACGGUGAUGACCAUCGACCGCUACCUGGCGGUCGUCCACCCCAUCGUGUCUUCGAGGUGGCGGCGGCCUCAGUGGGCCAAAGUGGUGAACGGCACCGUGUGGGCGUUGUCCUUUCUCGUCGUUCUGCCCGUGGUCAUCUUCGCCAACAUCCAGAAGGCAGGCGGCACCUGCAACAUCUCCUGGCCUCAGCCGACGGACAUCUGGAGCGCGGCCUUCAUCGUCUACACCUCCACUGUUGGCUUCUUCUGCCCCCUCCUCAUCAUCUGCCUCUGUUACCUGCUCAUCGUUUUCAAGAUCCGCAGCUCGGGGAAAAAGGUCCACGCCACCUCCACCAAGCGCCGGAAGUCGGAGCGGAAAGUGACGCGCAUGGUUGUGAUCAUCGUGGCCGUGUUCGUCUUCUGCUGGUUGCCUUUCUACGCCCUCAACAUCAUCAACCUGGUGGUGUCGCUGCCCUCCGACUACCAGGGACUCUACUACUUUGUCGUGGUGCUCAGUUACGCCAACAGCUGCGCCAACCCCAUCGUCUACGGCUUCUUGUCAGACAACUUCAAGAGGGGUUUCCGCAAGGCGCUCUGCCGCUCCACGAGGAAGGUGGAGAACCACGAGCCCAUGGAGCGUCAGCAGCCGCGGGAGGAAGGCAGGAGGGCGCUCAUGCCCAGGGAGAGCCUGAGACGGGUCAUCGGGGACGAGGAGGACGAGGAGGACGAAGACGUCUCCGAGAUGACGGAGAUCUACAGAAUCGCCCAGAACGGAAACAGCAGUUUCCAGCCGCAGAGCUCCCGGCAGCUCUUGUCGGAGAGAGGACCGACUCCAGGAGCGGCGGAGCUGCCGUCCCCGGACAACAAGGACAAAGCCGGGGAUGCGAGCGGGAAAGAUCCCGCCAACGGGUCCACGCUGACCGUCCCGCUGCUGCUCAACGGGGCCAAAAACGGAAACGUCAAAACUCUGCCGGAGGAAAACCUGGACCAGAGCACGUCUCUGGAGAUAAGUUAUUUGUAGUGUGAAAUAUGGACUGUGAGCGCGUGUUACCUGAAAUAAGACUUUGAGUAUGACAUCGCCGGAGCGGCUGCCUCUCCUCCACAACACAGAGACGCUUCUCAUGGAACAUCUUCUUCUUCAUCACGAGGAGUUGGGGAAGUUCUACCAACAUACAGAAUGUGUGGCAGUUUAGAAGGUGUUCUCUCUGUGUGAUGUGUAAAAAUGCAUGACUGAAUGUACAAACGUGUGCCUUUAUUUAACGGUCAUCAUGCUGUUGGUGUAUUUUAAACCUUUCUUAUUCCGUAAUGUGACAAACAUCUGCUCAGACUUCACCGUGUUUCAGCGAGUAUAUUCAAACAUCUGCUCCAUCAUCAGGAAUCACCUGCCCGCAACUCCUCCUGCCGUGUUUUCUGCAUCAAACCACUUGUAUAUUAGGGCUGAUGAAUUUCAAUAAUAAAUCCCAUUAUUUCGCAUCACAAGGCCGUUUUUUAAGCCCCGUGUUAACGAUGUAGAGCAUUUCUUACCACAGUGUCUUGAUUGGGAAUCAAAUAAAUGCGAAGAAUACCUUUCCUCCAUGAACUUCAUCUUGUUUGUUUAAAAAAAAGAAGUGCAAUGUAGACCGAGUUAAUGCAAUGUCUACUGCGAAGAAAAUACACCUCAACGUCCCCUUCUUCGUCCUCUUCGUCUUCGUCUUCUUCGUCUUCGUCUUCUUCUUCUUCUUCUUCGUCUUCUUCGUCUUCUUAUCUUCUUCGUCUUC